Perognathus longimembris pacificus (Pacific pocket mouse) is the source of this 1233-nucleotide messenger RNA. Its product is annotated as proline-rich protein HaeIII subfamily 1-like. The coding region runs from base 1 to 1233 and encodes 410 amino acids. The transcript has a single exon. The record is from RefSeq and is a predicted model, not a curated record. Lineage: Eukaryota; Metazoa; Chordata; Mammalia; Rodentia; Heteromyidae.
AUGUUCUACUUCUUCACAAGUGAGGUCUCUGUCGGUCGCAUCUCCAGGGGGCCUGGAAGUCUACAGAGAGCCUCGCCAUCCCAGACCGUGAGGCAGCUCCAGCUCCACAAGGACUGGGCCCACAGCUGCCCCCCAGAGGCCCACGGCUGCCCCCCGGGAGACCCACUGCUGCCCCCCCCGGAGACCCACCGCUGCCCCCCAGGAGACCCACCACUGCCCCCCAGGAGACCCACGGCUGCCCCCCAGAAGAACCACCGCUGCCCCCCUAGAGGCCCAUGGCUGCCCCCCCCGGAGACCCACCGCUGCCCCCCCCCCCCCCGGAGACCCACCGCUGCCCCCGAGGAGACCCACCGCUGCCCCCCAGAGGCCCACGGCUGCCCCCCCCAGAGGCCCACGGCUGCCCCCCCCAGAGGCCCACGGCUGCCCCCCCAGAGGGCCCACUGCUGCCCCCCAGAGGCCCACGGCUGCCCCCCAGGAGACCCACCGCUGCCCCCCAGAGGCCCACGGCUGCCCCCCCCAGAGGCCCACGGCUGCCCCCCCCAGAGGCCCACGGCUGCCCCCCCAGAGGCCCACUGCUGCCCCCCAGAGGCCCACCGCUGCCCCCCCAGGAGACCCACGGCUGCCCCCCCAGGAGACCCACCGCUGCCCCCCCCAGGAGACCCACCGCUGCCCCCCAGAGGCCCACGGCUGCCCCCCAGGAGAACCACCGCUGCCCCCCUAGAGGCCCACGGCUGCCCCCCCCCGGAGACCCACCGCUGCCCCCCCCGGAGACCCACCGCUGCCCCCCCAGGAGACCCACCGCUGUCCCCCAGGAGACCCCACGGCUGCCCCCCGCGGAGGCCCACGGCUGCCCCCUGGAGACCCACUGCUGCCCCCCAGAGGCCCACCACUGCCCCCCCAGAGGCCCACGGCUGCCCCCCCAGGAGACCCACUGCUGCCCCCCGGAGGCCCACGGCUGCACCCCGGAGACCCACCACUGCCCCCCCGGAGACCCACCGCUGCCCCCCAGGAGACCCCACCGCUGCCCCCCAGGAGACCCACGGCUGCCCCCCCAGAGGCCCACGGCUGCCCCCCCGGAGACCCACCGCUGCCCCCCCAGGAGGCCACUGCUGCCCCCCCAGGAGACCCACCACUGCCCCCCAGGAGACCCCACCGCUGCCCCCCCAGGAGACCCACCACUGCCCCCCCAGGAGGCCCACGGCUGCCCCCCCAGGAGACCCACAGUUGCGCUGA